Messenger RNA from Punica granatum (pomegranate), 1000 nucleotides. Lineage: Eukaryota; Viridiplantae; Streptophyta; Magnoliopsida; Myrtales; Lythraceae. The record is from RefSeq and is a predicted model, not a curated record.
GUUUCCUAUAAAAGGAAGAUGAGCCUCUAACCCAAAAUGUGCGCACAGAUAAUAUAAUUAUCAUCGGUAAAAAAAACAUCGAGUCUGUUUUCCAAUGUCAGGAGAUCGAUCUGAGAAGCUGAGGUUGUUCGGGGUUGAGCUGAACCUGAGCAAAAACGAGCUUGUGGAAGGGGACCACGAGAGCGUGAACUCAUCUCACUCAGUGUUUUCGUCCCUACAGGCCGAGGAUUAUGAUAAAGCUCCCAAGAGCAGUAGCACUACUAGGAGUUCGUGCUCGAGCUCGAGCUCCGAGCAGCCCAACCACCAGAAGAAGUUCGAGUGCCAGUACUGCUUCAAGGAGUUUGCGAACUCUCAGGCGCUCGGGGGUCAUCAGAACGCGCACAAGAAGGAGAGAAUGAAGAAGAAGAGGCUUCAGCUUCAGGAUCGGAAGGCCAGCCUCAGCUACUAUUACCACCUUCAACCCUACGGAAAUACUGAUGAGUUCACGAUCUACGACGGGUCUACCCAGAUCAGCUUUGAACCGUGCGAUCCAGACUAUCAUGCCUUUAGUUACGCGCCGACCAUGUGGUGUUCUUUGCCCCCUAACAACAUCUCUUUCCAACAGUCCGACAGCUCAUAUAUGUCUGCUCUGGAUCUAAGUGAACGAUUCGGAGCAAAUGAGCCUAUUAUCGGCCCGACAAAGCAGAACUGUAAAUCUUUGGAUCUUCAGUUAGGUCUUUGCUUGCAAACAAACUUCUGAAAUUGUAGCUGUAGGGUUUGCUCCUUAAGGAACAUAUUCAUUUUGAGUAUGAGCAAAGCAAAAGAGAUGCAUUAUGUUUCUCUUGAUCUGACUUGAGAUCUGUCUAUAAAAUGAUAAAUUUCAUAGGAUCCUUUUAUCAAUCGAAACCUUCGAUGGUGAGUUUGAUCAGUUGCAUAUAUUGUUCGGGUUUAGAAAUAUCGAUCGCUUACAAAUAGUAUCUUUCUGGGUUACCUUGGUUGCUAAAUCAUCAAAUUCUUGUUU